GGGGCGCGGAGCGGCCGCGGUGACGCCUCGGCGGCGACGCCUCGGUGCUGCCGCGGCCGCGGAUGUGCGCCGGGCUUCUCCCCACGCCCCCUCGGCCCCUGUCCCUGGCCGCUGGUCCUCGAGCAGGACUUCUGGCGGGAGCCGGGUGGGAAUCUCUCCUGACCCCUGCGAGGGGUGUCACAGCCAUCGCCUUUGCCUCGGUGCCCGCUCCCCCCCCACCCCCCGCCAAAGCGCUGCCUCGCGAAGGCGCGCAGAAAACCCGGUCCCCGGGCGCGGGCAGGGCCGGCUCUGCUGCCGGCUCCCUGCCACGGCUGCGGGAGUGCAGCGGUCCCGUUAUUUCCCCUCCCGGCUCCCCUCGGCCGCCGCCCCGGUCCCCCUCCCCUUGCUGCCUCCGACAGGCUCCGCGUCCCUCCUGCCCCACGGAAAACACACACAGUCCCCGGCACCCGCCCCGGCUACCCGGCCCAUUCAAACAAACAAACAGAAACCCGCCCCGUCGCAAAGCCAACCGACGGGGGGAAAAAUUAGCAGGAGGAGAUCAGAGAAGAUAAACGAGGAGCAAGCAGCUUCCCCGAGACCUUUCACUGCGGAUCCGAGAGGGAACAUCAGACGCGUAAAAAAAGAAAAACAAAAAACAAAAACAAAAACCAAAAAGCCAAACAAAACAAAAAAACCCCAAACAAAACAAAACACAGCGUUCAAGCCAGCACAAGGCGAGCGAAAGAUCAAAAAGACGCAGAGGGAGACAGAUUAACUGGAGCAGCAGCAGCAGCAGCAACAACAACAAAAAUCACACUUAAAAUAAUAAUAACAAUAAUAAUAAUAAAACCCAAACCACCAACAAGGGAGAUAUUGUUUAAAAGAGCAAGCGAGGGAGCGAGCCGAAGAGCUGGUCUGACCGAGUGGAUCCGUGCAGCUUCUCCUGGGAUCGCCGGGAUCGCGCCGCUUCUCCGCUCCGCGUCGCGCAGCGUGCGGUGCCCUGCCCGCGG
Molecule: messenger RNA, 989 nt
Organism: Vidua chalybeata
Lineage: Eukaryota; Metazoa; Chordata; Aves; Passeriformes; Viduidae
Exons: 2
Coding region: 63-551 (162 amino acids)
Source: RefSeq, a predicted model, not a curated record